Molecule: messenger RNA, 2278 nt
Organism: Camelina sativa (false flax)
Lineage: Eukaryota; Viridiplantae; Streptophyta; Magnoliopsida; Brassicales; Brassicaceae
Biological process (GO): regulation of DNA-templated transcription
Cellular component (GO): nucleus
Source: RefSeq, a predicted model, not a curated record
UGAAGCAGACAAAUCUGUCUGCGAAUUAGACUAUUUUUUAUUUAAUAUUCAUGAAGCGUUGUUUGCAGGUUGCAGCGGUAUGAUCCAAGGCUGCAGCAGACUAACUAUGGACCGCUUUUACAAGGGUAUACUAUACGGCCGACUGCUCUUACUAUUCACACCCUUAACAUUCCAAUUUCGUUUCUUCUACCUCUUAAAUUUUUUUUACACAGCGGUCAUUUUCAAUAUAUUUUUUUCCCUCUAUUUGAAAUUUUAGCCCAAUUAAAGAAGAGGGAAAAAACCCUUUCAGAUUCCCACACUACUCCUUAACUUUUGGUUUUCUCAUCUUCUCUAUUCAAUUUCCCAAAUUUUCUUAAAGUUGCUCCAUUGCUCUCCAGAUUGAGCUUCUUUGGUUGUUUUCAAAUUCUUCUUCUGCAUCGAUUUUGUUAUUCAGACUCUCUAUUGUUCCUCAAAUUUCGAACCUUUUUCACCUUUACUUUCCCCGUUGUUAUGGCUAUCAAGGGUGAGAAACAAUCAAGGCGCACCACCAAUCCCGGUGUACGAGUCAUCGGAGGAAGGAUCUAUGAUUCAAGUAAUGGCAAAACCUGUCACCAGUGUCGACAGAAGACGAUGGACUUUGUUGCAUCGUGCAAGGGCAUGAAGAAGGACAAGCAAUGUACCAUUAAUUUUUGUCAUAAGUGUUUAAUAAACAGGUAUGGUGAGAAUGCAGAAGAAGUAGCAAAGCUGGAAGGUUGGAUAUGUCCUCAGUGCAGAGGCAUCUGCAAUUGCAGUUUUUGCAGGAAGAAACGAGGGCUAAAUCCCACUGGGAUAUUGACACACAAAGCUAAAGCCAGUGGAUUAGCUUCAGUCUCUGAGCUUCUUGAAGCUGAGGGGCCUGAUAACUUUGCUUAUCAGAAGAAGCCAAAACUGGAUGUUGCUUCUAUGGAAGACAGUAGUGACAACAGUGACUCUGUUCUUGAGAAAGAUACUAAAGGAGCUGAUAUUACCAAGGAGAAGAAGAAAGUGGUAGGCAAGAGCACUAAAGCACUAGAAGAGGAGAUACAAUUUGAGGCUCAACUUCCUCAGGGUAUAAGCUUGACUUCUGUGUCAGGCAUUGUUAUACCAACUGAAGAAGCUGGAAAUGUAUUCCAGCUUUUUGAGUUUUGCUCAGCCUUUGGAAAGGCUCUUGAUUUGAUGGAAGGACAAGCUGAAACUGUUGUCCGUGAACUUUUCAUAUCUGGGCGUAACUCAAGGAGACAACAAUACUGUUCUAUUAUCCCGAUGAUGAUCCAAUUGUUGGAUUUAAUUUCACAGGAUAGAGAGAUGUCUUUGUCUCUAAGUGAGACUGACAGCAGUUGGUUCACUGCUAUUGGAGAGAUCCUAUUGCAGUCAGAAGUUUCAAGCGAUGAGUUCCCACCUGAAACUUUUGUAGCGGGUAUUGCUGAGUACGAGAAGAUGAAUGCAUCAAGAAGGCUCAAGCUUCUCAAUUUCUUAUGUGAUGAAUCACUUAGCACAUUGGCAAUGAGGAAUUGCAUUAACAACCAGAAUGCAGAGUGGAAAGCAAAGGACAAAGAAGCUAAACAAAGGGCUGCAGCUGCAAAGGAAAAGGAGAAGCAGUUCAAACUGAAGAUGCAAGAUGAUGUUGCCAAAUCCAUUAUGGAGAAAAACAGAGCUCCUUUGUCCAUUGAAGAGCAUAACUUAAUUAUGUCUCAAAUUAGAGCUGAAGCUAAAAAGGCUCAUGAAGAAAUGGUGGAGGCAAAGGGCAUGACAUCUGGAACAAUGCUUAUAUGUGAUGCACGUAGAACUGAACCAAUCAUGUUGGAAGAAAAUGGUCUUGUUCUCUGGAAACUGAAGUGCUAUGAAGAAGAACCAAAUAUUUUGCUUCAAGAUCUAGGAACAUUUGACAGUUUAUGUCCAAAUGAAAAAUGGUUAGCUUUUAAGCCUGAGCAGAAACCAGAGAUAGAGAACUAUAUCUCUUACAAGAGGAGGAAACUGAUUCAAGCACAGAAGAGCGCAAAUGAGGAAAAGAAUGCCAAUGCGGGUGCAUAAGAAUCAGCACCAAGUCAGUCCCAACUCAAAGCUCAGCAUUUCUGAACAACCUUGAAACUUUAUUUUUUCUUUCUAUUGUAUAAGAAAAGUGGAGUAUGAGAAUAGGCCAUUAACUCAUUUCCUAUUCUCUCUUUUGAUUCUUCUUUUUUUGUCUCCUCUGGUUCAGUUCAGUUUAGUUACAUUGGUAUCGAUUAAUUGUAACUGGUCUAGUUUUUUGGUCUAAUGGAAACUGAUGGAGGAUGAUAUGCUA